GGUGGGGGGUUGGCGGAGAGAGAGCGCGCGCGCGCGCGCGCGAGCGAGAUGUUUGGCGCAGCCGCUUAUUCUUGGGGAGCUGGAACCAAUGGGCAGCUUGGCACGGGAAAGUUCGUCGAUGCUUCCCGUCCACAGUACAUAGAGGCAUUGCGCGGACGGAGAAUACGAGACAUGGCAUGCGGAGGAAGUCAUGGAGUCGCGGCUGUCGGAGCUGAAAAUGAUGACGGAGAGGUGUUGACGUGGGGAUGGGGCCAAGGGGGUGCCCUUGGUCAUGGAAACUCCAUGAAUCAAGGGCUGCCGAAGCGGGUCUCCGCCUUGCGAGGAAUCUCCAUCUGCCAGGUGGCAGCUGGAUGGAAUCACACGGCUUUCGUUGCAGAGGCUGGCGAUCUCUUCACGUGCGGUGAUGGGUCUUAUGGUCAGUUGGGGCUCAGCGAUUACAGCCAGCGGAAAUAUCCUGCGAGAGUGGACGGCCUCUCCAACGUGCACGUGAUUGCCGUCGCCUGUGGAUUGCGGCACACCAUCGUCUUAGCAGAGAGAGAAGCAGGGGGUGAUGACGGUACCGCGAGUACGCGAGGGAGUAUGGUGCAGAAGAGGCGGGAAACUGUCGUCUAUGCUUUUGGCUCUAGUAAGCGCGGUCAGCUUGGAAUCGGCCGCUCUGCAAUGGGAGAUGAGAUAAGGAGGGUGUCCACGGGGAGUGUGAGGUUUGGAAGCAUGGAUAGAAGUUCGACGUGGGGUAAAGAUGAAAAUGAACAACGGAGGAGAUCGGAGGAAACAUUGACGACAAGUAUGGAUGGACAAGGGAGGAUCUGGAGAAGAGGGAUGCCUGCAAAGGGAAGGUCGCCGCUUGACAUCAAAUCUGCGGCGCGGGCCCGAGGCCGCGUGGCCGAUCCGGAACAAGUUGGCACUUUCGGCGGAAAGAGAAUCCACAUGAUUGCAGCAGGAGGCGACCACAGCGCGGCUGUCACAGCAAAUGGGGAGCUGCACCUCUGGGGCAAGGGGUUCAAUGACAGUGAAGACUUGCCCUCUCCUGUUCGCUUUGGAAAGGGUGUUCGCUGGCAUCAAGUCGCUCUUGGUUGGAACCAUGGUGUUGCACUCUCUGAGCAAGGGCAUGUAUGGACUUGGGGGCGCAACACAUAUGGACAGCUAGGUGUUCCUCCCAUCAAUAAAGGUGAAGAAUCAGGAUCUGGCGAUCGACAAGCUGCUUCUGAUGAUCUGUGGAGCGUAGUCAUCAAGAGCCCACCGCCCAACUCGUUGCCGAAACCAGGUUCAGGAAUCUCAUCUCCAGAAAAGAGACGAGAGUCAGCAAGUUACGGAGUGAGAGAGAGCUCCUCGCAGAGAAAUACUGCUUCUCCUUCCAUUGCUCUAUCGCUUUCCCCACAAUCGGACCGGCGGUCGCUAACGACAAACCCGGCUGCUACACCCAAACCAGAUCCCCCCUCGACAUCUCCAGGCACAGCGCCGGCUAAGGAGAGGCCUAGUACAUCGCCGUCUCCGUCAGUCUCAACGGGACUCGGCGUGCACAGUGGCGGUGAAGCACCAGCUCAACUGGGAAGUCGAACAGGCCUAGCGUCAAGGGAAUCGACGAUGCAGCGGCGAAGGAGUGUGAGUGCAAUUGGGGCAAGAAUCAUUCUUGAUCACCGCGAGAACCAAGUUGUUGAGAGGCUAUCAAGACCCACCGGUAACAGACGCAGAUCAAGGACGCUCAGCCCCCCACCAGCGUCGUUCCAAAUGCCAAGUCGAUCCCAACAGUACUCAGCAAAGACACUGAGUCCCUCUUCUACAGUACAGGGCAGGGGAGGUGCGGACAAGUAUCGGGCACAAAGUUUAUCUGCUGUAUCGCCUGACACCGGCUGGCCAAGCACCAGUGCUAAGUUCAGCCCAUAUGCAUGGCGGCCAUUUCGCUUCAUCACAAGCCUUGACGGCAAUGUAGGCAGCCGAUCCGCCAGGGAAGGCAUGAGGGGGGCAAAAUGGUCAUUAUCCAUUGCGGAAACCCCCAGAUCAGUAUCGCUUGAGCAGCAAGACAUGAGCAGCAUAGACAGUAGACUGCUGUCGCCAAAUGCUAGACAGGGGGGUCGACGAUUCACGAUGCCACUCACGACGUCACUAUCGCCGUUCAGAAUGCCACUCACACCACCAUCAGUGCCAAUCAACACUCUGGCCAAGUUGGAAUCUUCAGAUUCAGUAUCGGGAGGGGAUGCCCGUGGACAGUUCAAUUUAAGUACCAUAACUUCUACUUCUGAAUCGUCUCCGCCAGCACCAUCAGGGGUAAAGCAGGUGAACCCAGGACUGGUGAGGGGAAGGAGCCCCAUGAGAUCGGCUGCAGAUGGCCAACCCGCCGAGAUUAUACCCAGCCAAAGCGCAGUCAACACGGUAGAUUUAACUAGGCUGGUGUUUAGGGACAUUAACCCAGCAGAACAGGCAUUGCAAAGCACUGAUGGGCAUCCACAAUCCCCGAACCAACCUCGGAAACCCACUAGGCGAGCAUCCACGGGAAACUGGUGGGAGUGGACAGAGAUGCUAUCUCCUAACAUCUUGCAGACUGACACAACGAGUGAAAUGGUACGAGUACGAGGGCCGCUGGAUACAAGAAAAGUCAUUGAGAUUGGAGCAGGAUCGGAGCACACUGUUGCUAUCGCAGAGAGGGGGUUGGUAUUCACUUGGGGGUGGGGCGAGCAUGGGCAGCUGGGUUGUGGCGAUCAGGAGAACCGUACCGCACCUUCUGAGUCCGGCAGUGACCCAACAUGGAGGGGUCGCCUGCGGAAGUGGUUUCACCGUAGCAUACUGGCAAAUGCCGCACGACAUGCCUUCCUCAUUUCUCGCACUCGGCUCAUGCGGACGCAGUUGAGCAGUAAUCGUACAGCACCAUUUGAGGUGCUGCGUUUUUUACAUCUCUUGAAUGCAACUCUGUCGUGUCAUGGGGAUGCAGUCCGGCAGUGACCGAACCUGGAGGGGUCGCCUGUGGAAGCGGCGGUUUCACCACAGCUUACUGCCAAAAACUGCCUUUUAGUUAAAACUUAAAAUUGAAAUAUUUUGCUGGCGUGACGAAAUUGAGCUUGGGAGGGUGUUGCAAUUUGAUCAUCCUCCGAUGAGUCGACUGACCACAGCAUGUGACAAUGGAAGGGUGUUGUGGUUUAAUCGUCCUGCAAUGAGCAUAUGGCAUAUGCUAAUCUGGCCGUAUAAGCAACCAGAUACAUCCGAAAGACUCAAUUGAGAGCAUGUAUGAUGAAGGUACGGCGUCCAUGGACAGACGUACGAUCAUUUGUGGAAACUUCAAAAUCAGGCCGAAAUUGCUGAAAAACAAAAGCUCAAUUUCGUC
Molecule: messenger RNA, 3316 nt
Organism: Chara braunii
Lineage: Eukaryota; Viridiplantae; Streptophyta; Charophyceae; Charales; Characeae
Source: the annotation of a GenBank genome assembly